AAAAUUGUACGGACGGAUAUUCCAUGGAAACGACGCUCUGUUUUCUUAACAUGUUUCUGGAUCUGAAGGGGGAUAGUUUGUAGGUUUUUCGUGCGAUAUCCAAAUUUCAAUUACGAAGAAAUGAUUUUGAUUUGAAAAAAAAUCAUUUCGAUUUCUCUUUUUGGCUGUUUUCGCUUUCUGGUUAUACUUUAGGAUUUUUUUUUUUUUUAAUUUUAAAUGUUCCAAAUCUGACAGCCAUGAGGAAGAAGCUAGACACCCGUUUCCCAGCUGCCCGCAUUAAAAAAAUAAUGCAAGCUGAUGAAGAUGUUGGGAAGAUAGCACUUGCGGUCCCUGUUUUAGUUUCUAAAGCACUGGAAUUGUUUUUGCAAGACCUUUGUGACCGUACAUAUGAAAUCACCCUUCAGCGAGGAGCAAAAACUAUGAGUGCGUUGCAUUUAAAACAUUGUGUCCAGAGUUAUAACGUCUUUGAUUUUUUGAGAGAAAUUGUCAGCAGGGUUCCUGACUAUAGUCAUGGUCAUUCUGAUAACACUGCAGAUCAUAGAACACAUCAAAAGAGGAAGCCUAUUGGGGAAGAAUGCAAUGACAGUGAUGAAGAGUUGAAGAGAAGCAGGAUGCAUGAGGUGAUGAGCCAUGCAGGCAGCAGUGGCAGAGGGAGAGGCCGUGGUCGAGGAAGGGGCCGAGGACGAGGUGCUCGAAAUGUGGAACGAGAGUCUUCUCAUCGUGAGAUUGAAUCUGAACCCAGUACAACUCUUCAGCAGAACUUAAAAAAUAACUCAAAUCCUGGAACGGUGGUAGAUAAUGAUUCAGAACAGAAGGAAUUGUUGGAGGAAGAUAUGAUUGUCAGUGAUGGUGCCAAUGCAUCAGAAAGAAACUUUGAUCUGAAUGCUGACGUGAACGAGAAUGAGGACACAAAAGCUGCUACAGUAGCGGCAGCAACAGCACCAGUACCAGCACCAGCAGCAGCAGCACCAGCAGCAGCACCAGCAGCAGCAGUAGCAGCAACGGUGAUUGAUAACUCUUCUGCGGCUCCUGCUGCUGCAACUAAUCAUGAAGAAUAUCCAGGUUGGUCACUCUCUGAAAUGGACAAGAUGGCCAUUGACCCUCUUCAGCUUGCAAACCUUGGAACAAGAAUAGAUGAGGAAGAGGAGGAAGAUUAUGAUGAAGAAGGCUAAUAUAUCAUUAGUGGAAGCUUCUAGUAACUGGUUAGUGGUUGGGAUGAUUAGUGGAUGUGAAUACAAGGAGAGGAAAGCAGCAUAUGGUGAAGACCAGAAAGACAAGUACCCAUUGGAGAAUGAACGUUUGAUCUCUGCCUUUCCGGGAAAGGCUGAAAUGAUAAGAUAGUUUAGGUUUUUCUCCGUAUCUCGUUCAUCUCCUGCCAUGCUGUCUUCUAACAACCCUUUGCAGUAGUUGACUUGCUCAGAACAUUACAUUUGUGUGAUUUGAAUAUCUAAUGUAGGAUGAAAGUAGCAGCCUUAGUAAAAGUAGCUGUUUAAGAUUGUUGUGUUGA
Messenger RNA from Manihot esculenta (cassava), 1507 nucleotides. RefSeq names its product dr1-associated corepressor. Gene Ontology annotation, molecular function: protein heterodimerization activity. The record is from RefSeq and is a predicted model, not a curated record. NCBI's taxonomy places the organism in Eukaryota, Viridiplantae, Streptophyta, Magnoliopsida, Malpighiales, Euphorbiaceae. The coding region runs from base 237 to 1172 and encodes 311 amino acids. The transcript has 6 exons. Gene Ontology annotation, cellular component: nucleus. Gene Ontology annotation, biological process: regulation of DNA-templated transcription.